AAUCCGUUGUUGCAGCGUUAGAGGAAGAAAGCCUAAAACAACCUACAGCCACAUUUAUCGCCUUAACCCACUUUUUUCCCGGGUCGUUUUUUCCUCGAACUUCUUCCUCCCCUCUCCCCUUUCGUUUUUGUCUAGCUAAAAUGGCUUGUGGAGCUACGUUAAAGCGGUCGAUGGAGUUUGAGGCCCUCCUCAGUCCCCAGUCUCCCAAGCGGAGGAGGUGCAACCCUCUACCGGGGACUCCUGGCACUCCGUCCCCGCAGAGAUGCAACCUCCGUCCCCAGGUCGACAGCCCAACGCACUCGAUGUCUCCUCAAGCGACGGGAGGCGAACACAGGCUCACCCCAGAGCAGAUCUUCCAUAACCUCCGUCAGGAGUACAGCCGGAUCCAGAGGCGGCGGCAGCUGGAAGGGGCCUUCAACCAGAGCGAGGCCUGCAGCUCCAGUGACGCCCCCAGCCCCAGUUCCUCCAUCAACGCUCCCAGCUCCGCACCAGGUGCCUCGAGGAAGGACCAGCCCUCGUUUACACUGAGGCAGGUGAGCUACCUGUGCGAGCGCUUGCUCAAAGACCACGAGGAGAAGAUCCGGGAGGAGUACGAACAGAUCCUUAACACAAAACUUGCAGAACAAUAUGAAUCUUUUGUGAAAUUCACACAAGACCAGAUCAUGCGAAGAUACGGGGCCCGGCCUGCUAGUUAUGUCUCUUGAACUCACCUCGAUGAGAUCCCAGCUUCCUCUCACAAGAUGGCUGCUCCUCUACUGCCCUCUUCCACUUGUUUUUAAUUUUCUCCCCCUCUCCCAAAACCCUACCCACCAACGAACCCCCCCUCCCCCCCGCCCCCUCUCCCUUAAACCGUUUGGGUGCCAUGGUUUAUCCAUUUUUUAAUCCAAAACUUGAUUUCUUACUUUAAAACUAUCGCUGCUGGCCAAAAGUUACAGGAAUCUGAAAGAUAAACUAUGUUUGACCCGCCCCCCC
Molecule: messenger RNA, 972 nt
Organism: Scomber japonicus (chub mackerel)
Lineage: Eukaryota; Metazoa; Chordata; Actinopteri; Scombriformes; Scombridae
Gene: akirin1
Product: akirin 1
Exons: 5
Coding region: 141-704 (187 amino acids)
Biological process (GO): positive regulation of macrophage chemotaxis; positive regulation of transcription by RNA polymerase II; positive regulation of myoblast differentiation
Cellular component (GO): nucleus; chromatin
Molecular function (GO): transcription coregulator activity
Source: RefSeq, a predicted model, not a curated record